Molecule: messenger RNA, 474 nt
Organism: Paraglomus brasilianum
Lineage: Eukaryota; Fungi; Glomeromycota; Glomeromycetes; Paraglomerales; Paraglomeraceae
Source: the annotation of a GenBank genome assembly
AUGGGCCUCACUACUCGUACAGUAGUCGAGCCAGUCACUGCGAAUACAGCAAAUAUAAUUGUCCACUCUUUCCACCAAAGCCAGCUCCACCUUCUUAACGUUCCCUCCGCGCUAUCAGCUGCGUCAAAACGGAGUUACGAUAUCAAACGCCCACCCUCACCUUCCUCUGACGUUAACCGAACACAGGCCCGUAGAAUAAAGUAUGUAGAUGCGUAUGAGGGUCAAAUCGGGUCACCAUCAGCCGUAGGAGAGCCAUCGGUCUUCUUCAAGAAGCAAACACAUUCCAAGGGGAGGAAUUUUAUCCUCUGCGGUCGACCUGCUGAAGCUGCUCCCAUGCCAGUAUCUUUAUUAAACCCUAUAUUUGGCCAAUUCCUAAUCGAUACUCGGAGCUAUCAGCCCAUAGCAGAUGACAUUAGACUUGUAGAUGAGUUACUAGAUUUGAUGUCACGGAGGCAUGAUAACGAGACAUCGUGA